AUGGCUCCCAAAAGCAAAGCCCAGAAGAUGUCUGUGAGCACCUUCUUGGCAGACGAAAGCCUUGGCUCUUGGGCCGAUGAGAUGGAGGAUAUGCCUCUUUCUUCUACCACCCAGCCACUGUCUUCUACCUUCCGUCGCCCCACGGGUGAUAUGGGAUAUGGCUCCAGCUCCGGCGGUUUCGAGCGUGAGCGCGGUGGAUAUGCCGUCCGGGAGCCUCUUGAUCUCCCUACCCAGCCCCCCUACACUUGCCACGUUGGCAACCUUUCCUUCGAAGCGACUGAGGCCGAUAUCUCUGAGCUUUUUGCCGGAUGUGGUGUGACGAACGUCCGUAUCGUGGACGACAAGUUGACCAAGGCCCCUAAGGGAUUCGGAUAUGUCGAGUUCGAGACCGUCGAGGGCCUGCAGAAGGCUCUGGAUCUUUCCGGCUCGACUCUCCAGGGACGCUCUAUCCGUACCAGUGUUGCUGAGCCUCCCAAGGAGUCCCGCAUGGAAGGAAAGGAUCUUGACUGGUCCCGCCGUGGUCCCCUCCCCGAGCUUCCUCAGCGCCGUGUGCCUGAUCGCUCCAGCUUUGGACGUGGUAUGGAUGCUGGCUCCGAUGCCGGCAGCGAUCGCGGUGGCCGCCGCAGCAACUUCGAGUCUGAUGGAAAGCCACGUGAUUAUAACAACUGGGAGCGCAAGGGACCCCUUUCGCCCUCUGCUGGUGGCCCCGCCCGUGAGGGCCGACCCAACAGUAACGAGGGACCUGGUUCCAGCUUCCGGAGAACCGAGGCCGCAUGGGGUGAGGGACGUUCCCAGGAUGGGGGCUCGCGCCCUCCUCGCCCCGAGCACGUUCGCCCUGAGCCUACACCCACCGCUGCCGAUUUGGACAACCAGUGGCGCGCGAGAAUGCGCCCCGACGAAGCUCCUAAAGAGUCCGUCAGCCCCGCCUCCCCUUCUGCCACACCUGCCGUGCCGGCUGCCCCCGCUGGCCGCCCCAAAUUGAACCUGACCAAGCGCACUGUGUCUGAGACCCCCUCUGCUCCUGCUUCAAGCGCCAGCGACUCAAAGGCCAGCCCCUUCGGUGCUGCCCGCCCCAUUGACACCGCUACUCGCGAGCGCCAGGUUGAGGAGAAACGCCAGCUUGCCAUUCGCCAAAAGCAGGAAGCUGCCGAGAAGGCCAAGGCUGAGAAGGCCGAAAGGGCGGCUGAGAAGCAAAAGCAAGCCAAGCAGUCAGCCCCCCUGUGGACCACAACGGCAAGGAUGCCCUCGAGACCCCCCGCGGAGGCCGAAGAGGCCCCUGCUGCCACUCCUGCGGAAGCAAAGAAGGAGACCAACGGCUGGAGAGCCCCUGCCGCUGAGGCUGGUGCAGCUGCCGGUGGUGAUGACGAAGGAUGGAGCACGGUCAGCGUGAACAAGCGCAACAACCGCCGUGGACAGACUGGCCGUGGAUUCGCAUAA
Penicillium bovifimosum is the source of this 1437-nucleotide messenger RNA. Its product is annotated as translation initiation factor 4B. NCBI's taxonomy places the organism in Eukaryota, Fungi, Ascomycota, Eurotiomycetes, Eurotiales, Aspergillaceae. The record is from RefSeq and is a predicted model, not a curated record. Gene Ontology annotation, molecular function: RNA binding. The coding region runs from base 1 to 1437 and encodes 478 amino acids. The transcript is spliced from 8 exons.